AUGGCUGAUGAGCCACGACGUUCCGGCCGCUCAACGAAAGGCCAGCACAAGAACCUCGACAUGGUCACCGAAACACCCAUGAAGAAAUCGAAGUCCAAGUCACAAUCGAAAGACAAGUCCUCCAAACCCUCCGCCGAACCGACUCCUGGACCUAGCGAAGAAGAGGAAGAAGAAAUCAUAAGAUGUAUUUGUGGGGAAUACGAGGAGGAGGAAGAUGUCGAACGCGACAUGAUCUGCUGCGACCAGUGUUCAGCAUGGCAACACAACGACUGCAUGGGUCUCACAUUCGCGAAAGGAGAGGAACCGGAUCAGUACUUCUGCGAGCAGUGCAAGCCGGAGAACCACAAGGAGCUUCUGGACAAGAUGGCGCGCGGUGAGAAGCCCUGGGAGGAGGUUGCCGAACGAAGACGCAAAGAAGCCGAAGAGAAAAAAUCACGGCGCAGGAAGGGCAAGAAGGGCGGCAGGAGAGGCAGACCAAGUGAGGCCAAGACAGAAGAGAGUACACCAGCUGCUUCGGUCAAGGCCCAAACUCCGAGUUCGGCUCCUUCUGUGCCUCCAACCGUGCCGCAUGCAAUUGAGGAAAAUGGCCACGCCGGUGAUCCCGCACCCGCCGGCACGCCCAAGCGCAAGUUUGAAGAACACCAAGAGAGCCCACAGUCUGAAGCCGGACCUAAACCGAAACAACAGAAAGUAUCGCCUCCAGCCAAGGAAGCAACACCGCACAGGAAACCCUCGACUAACGCGCCUUCAUCUCGCCAGAGCUCUGUCACUGAGAAGACAUCUGAGGGACCGGGCAGUCUGGAGGAUAUUACAAACCCAGCUCGGAAAACCGUUGCCAGUGCUCUAGUCAAGCUAUUUGUAGAACAGGUUUCUGAGGCGCGGAAGCAGGACUCUUUCAAACUGCCCCAGGGGAAGACAGUGGAAGCGGUCGCCGGGCAGCUCGGUAUGUCGAUCGAGCAUGCUAUGUAUCAAAAUCUCUGCGGAGGUUCCGGGGAACCAACGGAACCGUAUAAGUCACAGCUUCGGACGAUCUUGUUCAACGUAAAGAAGAACACGUCCCUACGGGAUAGUUUGCUCGUAGGCAAUCUGCUCCCAGAUACUCUAUCCAAGAUGAGUUCUCAGGACAUGGCGAGCAAGGAGCUGCAGCAAAAGGAUGCGGAGAUCAAACGAGAAGCGGAGCGCCAACACAUCAUCGCCACCCAAGAACAAGGGCCACGGAUCAGACGGACGCAUAAGGGCGAGGAACUAGUUGAGGAGGACGACCACGUUUCAAGCGAACCUGUUUUCUCGACGGCUCCGGCUCGUCGUAUGACUGACGGAAGUCCCAGCCCUGAUGGUCAGCAACGUCGCAAGUCGAAUGAAGGUCGACGAGCCGGCAAACCACGACCAAUUGAAACCGAUGGACAGUCACACGACCAACAUUUCGCUCAUUCCCCCGGCCAUGAUGAUCAGGUCUUCCCCGAGGUCGCUACGCAUAUCCGAGAGCCUGUGCCAGGUGGAAAGGCCCAGGCUGACGCAGAGAUUGACCAUCUACUGAGGGAUGACGAUGAGCCCGACUCACCUCCGUACUCCCCCAAGGACUACGAUGAGGAGGGAUCUGUAUGGCGCGGCAAAGUGGUGAUGAACCCUAUUGGAGAGUUCACAUCAUCAGCAAAGCAUGUCGGUGGUGCAGAUCUGAGCGAGAGGUUACCAUGGAGCCAGCUCGCACCGCCAACAUUGCUGAUCAACGGCCGGAUAGAGAUCCAGCUGGCCAGCAACUACCUCUGUGGCCUACGAUUCAGCACAUCAACAGACGUCGUCGUGAUGUCCAUCAAUGCGCCUGAGAACCAUAAGGAGCGUGCAGGAUUCGACAAUCUGUUCAACUACUUUGCAGAUCGCAAGAGGUACGGUGUCAUUGGAAAGCACCCAUUGCCGUCCGUUACGGAUACGUACCUUAUCCCGGUUGAGGCAGGGACAACCAAGAAGCCCGAUUUCCUGGAGCUGUUGGAAAAUAACGCCCUUGAUGAUUCCCUGCAGGACCGGAUCCUGUUGGCCGUCUUCGUCGUCAAGACUGGUGUCUCGAACCGUCCUUCAGUACAGCCCCCUUCGCAUCACCCGAGCCAGGAACCCGUAAACACCGCAAGUCCAUUGACUACUGCUGCGCCGACGCCUCAGCAGGCGCAGGCCCCGUACAUGUUGCCGGGACAGCAGCAUCCAGCUCAGGUAUCCCCUACUCCGCCAGCACCUUUCCCUGGCGCACCAGCUCUUGCACAGACACCACAAUAUGCCCAACCGCCACCGCAGCAGCAACAACCUGUUCACCCGGCGGGCCAAUUCCACCAAUAUCAACCCAACGUCCCCGCCCCUCAGCCUGUCACUGGUCUUCCAGCCGCCAUCCAGGUGCUAGGACCUCAGGCACACGCACCUGCCAUUCAACAGCUCCUUCAACAAGCACCGAACGCAGAUGCCUCCCAGUUAUUGGUGGUACGAGAUAUUCUUUCCCGACAGCCAGAUAUUGCGUCCAGCUACCAGGCGUUGACUGAGGCGCUGUACCAUGCUACGACUAAUGGACAUGGUGCCUCUUAG
Molecule: messenger RNA, 2565 nt
Organism: Aspergillus chevalieri
Lineage: Eukaryota; Fungi; Ascomycota; Eurotiomycetes; Eurotiales; Aspergillaceae
Product: putative PHD finger domain protein
Exons: 3
Coding region: 1-2565 (854 amino acids)
Biological process (GO): regulation of mRNA 3'-end processing; transcription elongation by RNA polymerase II; DNA-templated transcription
Cellular component (GO): nucleus
Molecular function (GO): RNA polymerase II transcription regulatory region sequence-specific DNA binding
Source: RefSeq, a predicted model, not a curated record